Molecule: messenger RNA, 953 nt
Organism: Macadamia integrifolia
Lineage: Eukaryota; Viridiplantae; Streptophyta; Magnoliopsida; Proteales; Proteaceae
Product: 30S ribosomal protein S16-2, chloroplastic/mitochondrial-like
Exons: 4
Coding region: 200-619 (139 amino acids)
Biological process (GO): mitochondrial translation
Cellular component (GO): small ribosomal subunit; ribosome
Molecular function (GO): structural constituent of ribosome
Source: RefSeq, a predicted model, not a curated record
GGUGUUUCGACAUUUUUCCCUUUUUGACCCUGAACUUUUAUCUAUUGCUAUUUGGGCCCAUAAAGUCGUACGCUAUAAACCCAUCAUCCUUAACCGAUUCCAACCCAGUCUCGGCCGCAGCAGGGUACAGGAUACAGGCACAAUCGAUCAAGCUGAUCCAUCAAAAUCUGAAGUAAAAGAAGAAAAUCUAGCUCAGAAAAUGGUUGUUAGGCUUCGUUUAUCGAGGUUUGGAUGCAAAAACAAGCCAUUUUAUCGAGUCAUGGCUGCUGACAGCAGAUCUCCAAGAGAUGGGAAGCAUUUGGAAGUCUUGGGUUACUACAAUCCAUUGCCAGGUCAGGAUGGGGGCAAACGAAUGGGCCUGAAUUUCGACAGAAUUAAAUACUGGUUAUCCGUUGGUGCGCAGCCUUCAGAACCUGUUGAGCGCCUUCUUUUCAGAUCAGGGCUUCUUCCUCCACCACCAAUGCUUGCAAUGGGCCAAAAGGGUGGACCACGAGACACCCGUCCUAUUGACCCUUUAACUGGCCGUGUCAUUGCUCCAAAGGGUUGUUCCACUGCUGAUGAGUCAGGAGGCAGUGAAGGUGUAGAAAAAGAUGCAGAAGAUGCCACAUCAAACCCGUGAUGCUCUGUUUGUUUUACAAUUACUGGUUUCCUUCAGCUCCUGUUUGUUUGUGUGUUCCUGGGGCUUUGACAGCCUUGAUUCCUGCUCAGAUUUCAGACCAAGUAAUCUGAUUUUUCUUAUUGAAAACUUUAGGGAGCUAAAGGAAUCUUAGAUCUUUAAAAGACGAAAUUUUUUACAAGGUCAUGUAAUGCUCUUGCUGCUCUGCAGUUUAGCUAGAGAAUUUGAUACUUUGCUCCAUAUGUGGGUAGAUUGAGGUGAUUUACAUAUGAUAUCUGUGAUUGUAAAAAUCUCCUUUAGGAGUGAAAACAAUCUAGCAGGUCUCUUUUUCUUUGUA